AUGUGUAUCUCGGCGAAGUCUGAUACCCAACGGCGCGAAGCCGUCGCCUACAUCACCAACCAAAUAUCAUCAACCCCGCCAAACAAUCCAGUUGGGACGUCAGGAGUCCUGAGCAAGCUGCUUCCGCUGUUAUCAGAUGCGUCAACGUCGGUACGCGCCCAGCUUCUGAAGCUGUUCCGAGCAUUGCCGCCAUCAGAGGUUGGGGCGCAUGUGGAGAAGAUUCUCAUGUACAUCCGCGGGGGCAUGACCCAUCUUUCACCAGAUAUUCGCACAGACACGCUCGCCGUCCUGGAUUGGCUUCUCGAUGUGGCAGGGGAUGAAGUGGUUUCUUGUUCAGGAGGCUGGUUGAAAACAAUCAACAGCUUCAGCUCCAUGCUCGGGUGGAAUCCCAGUGUUGGCUCAGCCAUGACCAGCAAAGGCUGGACGACGGCAUCCAAAGCCACUCUGGGUACUAAGAAGGGCCCUGAAGCUCAGGCGAGACAGAUCCAAGCUCUCGCCAGGUUUCUCGAAGUCGGCUUCAAGCCUGAAGCUCCGAUUCCUGUCCAAUCUGCGGCUUACUGGGACAGCAUAUAUCGCCUGCCAACCACACCAAAUCCCUUUGCAUAUCUCAACCUUUUCGGGAUACCGCGAGACGAGGAAAACGAAAUGUAUCUCGAUCGUGGGUCGCGGCAGCGUGUUUUCGAUGCCAGAUGGAGAGCCACCAUCGCGACUGGUAUGGAGGGUGCCAGGAAGGAGGGGGGAACGGUUGGGAGGGCUGCAGCUGCGCUGGGGAGAGCCUUGAAUGGCGGGUUUGAUGGUCCUGAAUCUGGAUCUGAAAAUUAG
Molecule: messenger RNA, 822 nt
Organism: Podospora anserina S mat+
Lineage: Eukaryota; Fungi; Ascomycota; Sordariomycetes; Sordariales; Podosporaceae
Exons: 1
Coding region: 1-822 (273 amino acids)
Source: RefSeq, a predicted model, not a curated record